Molecule: messenger RNA, 5355 nt
Organism: Trichoplax adhaerens
Lineage: Eukaryota; Metazoa; Placozoa; Uniplacotomia; Trichoplacea; Trichoplacidae
Exons: 27
Biological process (GO): actin filament organization; vesicle transport along actin filament
Cellular component (GO): cytoplasm; vesicle; actin cytoskeleton
Molecular function (GO): microfilament motor activity; ATP binding; actin filament binding
Source: RefSeq, a predicted model, not a curated record
ACAGGGGUAUGGAUUCCAGACAAAGACAUAGUCUGGCGUGCUGGAAUUGUUGUCGGCCCCAUUAAGGAUAACAAAUUACGAGUAUUUUUAGACAAUGGUUCGGUAAGUACUUUAGCUACCGUAGAUGUUAAAAAACCUGAAGAUCUGCCUCCUUUGCGAAAUCCUGACAUCUUGAUUGGUGCUGAUGACUUGACAUCGCUUAGUUAUUUACACGAGCCAGCAGUUUUAUACAAUCUGCAAUAUCGUUUCCUCAACACAACAAUAUAUACCUACUGUGGUAUCGUCUUAGUAGCCAUAAAUCCGUAUGAAUCAUUACCAAUAUACGGAGAGGAUUUUAUCAUGCAGUAUCGCGGUCAAACUAUGGGCGAACUAGAUCCUCAUAUCUUUGCUGUUGCUGAAGAUGCUUUUAGCGCAAUGACAAGGGAUAACGAAAAUCAAAGUGUUAUUAUUAGUGGAGAAUCUGGUGCUGGUAAAACGGUUAGUGCUAGGUUUACAAUGAGAUAUUUGGCUGCUGUCGGUGGAUCAUCGAGUGAAACGCAGGUCGAAAGGAAAGUCUUAGCAUCAAAUCCUAUUAUGGAGUCCUUCGGCAAUGCAAAGACGACGCGAAACGAUAAUAGUAGCAGAUUUGGAAAAUUUAUAGAAAUCAAUUUUGAUAAAAAUCAAGGGAUUACUGGAGCCAAUAUGAGAACCUAUUUGUUGGAGAAGUCUAGAGUUGUUUACCAAGCUGAACAGGAAAGAAAUUAUCAUAUUUUCUAUCAGCUUUGCGAGUCACGCCAAUUACCGUAUCUAGAAGAAUUAAGUUUAGAAAAUGCAAUGGAUUUCUAUUACACCCAACAAGGCGGUAAUCCUGUUGUUGACACUAUAGACGACAAAGAUAGUCUACAAUCCACUAUAGACGCUUUUGAAAUUCUUGGUGUAACCUCAGAACAUCAACGCGUUAUUUUUCGUUCAGUUGCUGCUGUCCUGCAUCUGGGAAAUGUCAAAUUUGUGACGUUAGAUGAUGAGCCGGAUGAAUGUUUUAUAAUGGAUGACGAUCCAAGUUUAGCGAAUGUUGUGGAAUUAUUAGGUAUUAAUUUUCCGCAACUACAGAAAUGGUUAUGUAAUAGAAAAAUUUCUACGAUGCAUGAGAUAAUCACUAAACCAUUAACCCCGAAACAGGCUGCUACAGCUCGUGAUGGAUUAGCAAAACUUAUCUAUUCGAAGUUAUUUGACUGGAUUGUCCAAACUGUUAACGAAGUUCUAGCUGCGACCGUGAAAGCGAAUUCGUUUAUAGGUGUACUGGAUAUAUACGGCUUCGAAUUUUUUGAAUGGAACAGCUUUGAACAAUUUUGCAUCAAUUUCGCAAACGAGAAACUUCAACAGCAAUUCUGUAUGCACGUUUUCAAAUUAGAACAAGAAGAAUAUAUAAAAGAAGAGAUAGAAUGGACUUUUAUUGACUUUUAUGACAAUCAACCUUGUAUUGACCUAGUUGAAGGAAAAAUGGGAAUUAUUGCGUUAUUAGAUGAAGAAUGCAAGGUACAAGGAACUGAUAAAAACUGGAUUCAGAAGUUAUAUAACAAUUUCGGCAAUAAAAAGCAUGACUAUUUCAGCAAGCCUAGGACUUCACAAUCUUCCUUUAUCGUUCAUCAUUUUUGCGGCAAUGUUACAUAUGAAUGUUAUGGAUUUAUAGAAAAAAAUAAAGAUGUUAUUUUUGAAGAAUACCUAUCAAUUUUAAGAGCGAGUGAGUUUGAAAUUGUAGCCGAAAUGUUCCACGAAGCAACUGAAGAAAGAUCACGUGGUUCUACUUCAAGUGGUUCUCGUAUUCGUUCUUCUUCGGCUGGCAGAUUACGUUUAGGAAAUGAAAAGAAAAGACUUAAAACUGUUGGCUCACAGUUUAUUGGCUCAGUUGGUCAGCUAAUGACGACAUUAAACAACACCAAGCCUCAUUACGUCCGUACGAUAAAGCCUAAUGAACGAAAAGCUCCAUUUACGUUUGAGCCGACGUUAUCGGUUCAGCAGUUGCGAGCUUGUGGUAUUAUAGAAACUAUCAAAAUCAGCGCAGCUGGGUUCCCAUCAAGGUGGACCUAUAUGGACUUCUAUACGCGCUAUCGAGUUCUUGCAAAGCUAUCUAGCGAUAUCGAUCGAAAUGAUUUAAAGGGCACUUGUUCCAAUAUAGUAAAGAGUUAUAUUUCGGACGCCGAUAAAAUUCAGCUUGGCAAAACUAAAAUUUUCUUUAGACCAGGACAGGUCGCCUAUUUAGAGAAGUUGCGCAGUGACAAAUUAAAUCGUACAAGUAUCAUGAUCCAAAAAUUUAUCAAAGGCUGGCGGCAAAGGAGACGUUAUCAACAGUUACGAAACUCAACAAUCAAGAUCCAAUCACUUUACCGUGGCUUAUGCGCGCGACGGUUGCUACUAUUUCUAUGUCAAACCAAAGCUUCAACUGUUAUUCAAAAACGAUUUCGAGGAUUUCGUGCUCGAAAGGCAUAUAAGUUGUUACGACAAGUUAUCAUCCAGAUGCAGUGUUUAACAAGGAUCAAAUUUGCUCGCAAAAAAUACGUACACCUACUAAGAAAUAAAAAAGCAAUUAUUAUUCAAAGAAACGUGCGUUGUUGGAUGGAGAAAGCGAGAUAUUAUCGAACUCUUAAAGCGAUCAUUUUAUUGCAAUGCUGUUUAAGGCGGCUAAUUGCGAAAAGACAAUUAAAGAAAUUAAAGAUCGAAGCUCGUUCUGUUGCUCACCUGCAAGAAUUACAGAAGGGUAUGGAAAAUAAAAUUAUUUCAUUACAGCGCCGUUUAACGGAACAGGUAAGCCGAAUCACAUUACUAACAAUGUUCAUUUGCUUUCAUAAUAAUGAAUAUACUCGGGAAACCGAUGAUUUAAAAAAACAGUUAACUUCUUUCAGUGAAGUUAAAAGUAGUCUGGCUGCAGCUCUUAAACGUAUUGAUGUUCUAGAAGCUGAAAUAGAAUCUGCUAAAUCGGAGUUAGAAAAUAGUAAUAAACGAUAUGAUGAUGUCCUGACUGCAGCAGAAGAAACAGAAUUAAUCAUGCAAAAGCUAUCAUUAGUAGAAAGUCAACUUAAAGAACAACAGGAAAUCGAAACAGAAAAUAGUAAGCUAAAGGAAGAAUUGCAUUUAACUGUGGUUCAACGAGAUGAACAUAAGACCGAAUUAGAGCAGACUAGAGAACACUAUCAGCGCCAUCUGAAGGAUCAUGCAAGAUUAGAACAGAGAUUCGAUAAUCUACAAGAAGAAAUGGAGCUACAGCAAAAGCAACAGCGAGCAAUGAAUGAAAAGUUUGCGGGUGUAGUUUCCGGGAUCGAUUUAGAUGUUGAUGGCUUAGGAAAUGUUCUGUCCGCGAUGAAAAUAAAGUACGAAAUGGUUAAGAACGAAAGAGACAAAUUAGAACAAGAAUUGAAGAACCUAGCUGAAAUUCGUGGUAAAACCAGAACUCGUUUACUGAAAAAUGAAGUGGAGAGAUUAUCACAGAUGGAGAGACAAUAUUGGGAACUCGUUACAGUUAAUAGUCUGUUACGUCAUCACGCUGUAACUGUAGUGGGCAAGUCUGAGAAGGAGAUAGCGAAAGAUCUAGAUAAGGCCUUGGUGGAAAACGAAAAGUUGAAAAAGCAGCUUGCAACUGCAAAAACCGGCCACAAUGACCAAGAUACCGCGAAGGAAAAUAUAAAAGAUUAUAAAUACAAAAUUGAUGAUCCACUCCUUGAAUAUGAUGGAGAUCUGAAUGCACUAAUUGGAGCUAAUAAAUAUUUGAGAGCUGCCGUUCGUGAUCUUGAACAAAAAUCAGAAAAUCAGCGAAAUAAUAACGAAAUUGUAGUUGAAAAUGAACAAGUAAAAGAAGUAGUUGCCGAGAAUGAGGAAUUGCGACUUCGUUGCAGUAGUAUGGAAGCCAAUAUAGAAUCACUGAAAAGUCAAAUUAGGAGGGAGUUCCGAAAGAUGGGUAAUAGCGAUGAAGUAUCUAAAAAACGUGCUAGCAGUUUGUUCGCUAGUGGUAGGCAACCACGUAUAACUGGACCAAAUGCAGGACUUGUUAUGAGAUCUGUCUCUAUUGAUAAACCACCAGUCGCUGACGAUGUUAACGGUAACGUUAACAUUAAUGACAGUAAUAAAAACGAAGAUAAGAAUGAAAGUAAAGAUGUAACAAGAACUGAAAUUGAUAAACCAAAAUCGAAAGUGAGCAAUUCGCACGACACAGUAGAUGGAAAUAUUAAAAUUAAACACCGCUCACAUGAGAGGAAAUGUUGGAUUCAAUUUCGUCGACAAGAUAUCGGAAAUUUUAUCAAGCAGCUUGUACAUGCUAAGCCUGAUAUGAUACCAGAUGGUAUUCCUACAUCGCCUGCAUUCAUAACCUUUAUGUGCUUACGUUAUGCUGAUUAUAAUAAUGACGAUCGUAGCAUACAAGGUUUACUGACCAACUACAUCAAUGGUAUUAGAGCUGUCAUUAAAAAGUCGAAAAGUAACAUUAAUAUGACAAUAUUUUGGUUAGCCAAUACUUGCCGAUUAACUCACUUAAUCAAGCAAUACAGUGGUGAUGAAUUGGCGGAAGGAGGGGAAGAAAAUCAACGUUGGAAUUUACAAAAUUUUAACUUGGAUGACUACUGUCAAGUACUUACUGAUUUAUCUGUUAGAAUUUACCAUGAGUUACUCAGAACUGUACAUGAAAAGUUGCAAACGAUCAUCAUAAAGGCCAUGCUUGAGGCUGAAUUAAUACCUGAUGUUUCACCAUCGAAGCAAUUCUUUAAGAGUCAUCCUAGUAAAGCACAGAGUGGUAUUAAUGUAACAACUAUAACUAAGAUCUUAGUUGAUCUGUUAACAGUUCUCAAAGAAUUCGAUAUUGACGCGGAAGUGAUUAAGCAAGUUUUCAGACAAAUCUUUUACUUUAUUGCUGCAUAUAUGCUUAAUAACAUGUUAUUAAGAAAAGAUAUGUGUAACUGGUCCAAAGGAAUGCAAAUUCGCUAUAACAUUAGUCAAUUAGAGGAAUGGUGCCGAGACAAUGAUUUAUCGGAAAGCGGUGCCAUAGAAUCACUUGAGUAUGUAACACAAGCGACACAAUUAUUGCAAGUUAGCAAGAAGACUAAAGAAGAUGUUGAUGGAAUCUUUGAUAUGUGUAACAGAUUAAACCCGCUACAGAUCCAGAAAAUUCUAACUAUGUAUAUGCCAAUAAGCGAAUUUGAAGAUCGAGUGCCCGCUUCUAUAAUACAAUAUGUAGCAGCCCGCGGCGGUACCCAAAACUCAAAUUAUCGUCUAAUGAUGGACUUAACUUAUAUGUUUCCGGUUACAUUCUUAUUUGCUCAAUCUCUUACUAAGCUCGAAGAUGUUUUGAUUCCAGAAGGAUUAAAGCUACAGCAAUACCUGACAAUACAGUAA